Molecule: messenger RNA, 960 nt
Organism: Spea bombifrons (plains spadefoot toad)
Lineage: Eukaryota; Metazoa; Chordata; Amphibia; Anura; Pelobatidae
Gene: SURF2
Product: surfeit 2
Exons: 6
Coding region: 49-747 (232 amino acids)
Source: RefSeq, a predicted model, not a curated record
GUGGAGGCUGAACAGCAGUUUACACGUGGGUGCCUGUGUGUGACUGUCAUGGAGGCUCUGUCUGAGGAGCUGCACCAGUUCCUGAAGCUUCACCCCAGUCUGGAGCUAACGGGGGAGAAUAAGGUCAAGUGUACCCUAAACGGACAUGAGCUGCCGUGUCGACUUCCCGAGCUGAAAAACUUCACUGAAGGAAAGAAAUAUAAGAGAUUGUUUUCAGAAAAAGCCUUUGAUUUCAGCAGAUUCGAGCCACAUAUUGUCCCGAGCACCAAAAACCAACAUCAGCUGUUCUGUAAGCUAACUCUCCGCCACCUCAACAAGACCCCAGAGCAUGUUUUGAAGCAUGCCCAGGGCAAGCGCUACGUGAAGGCCUUGGAGAAAUAUGAGGAGUGCCAGAAACAAGGAGUGGAAUAUGUGCCGGCUUGCCUCCUACAGAAGAAACAGCAGAAGAGGUCUGAUGGUGAUGGACCUUUGCGAAAGAAAGAUAUGUGGGAACCCCCGAAUGACUCGGAUGACAGCGACUCGGGCGAUAGCAUGAGUGACCUGUAUCCAGACUCCAUGUUCAAGUUGAAAAAUGGCGAGGACGAGCCAAAUGGAAACGUUACAUCGGGUGGCGAAGAGGAGAUGGAGGUGGAUACAUCGACGCAGAACAGGAAGAAAAGGCAGCAGAAGCAGAAUGGUCCGCCGAGAAAGAAGUUCAGGAACGGUAACCAGAAAUCCAAAUCCGCCAGGAAGUCAGCGGGGAAGUGAUAUAUUUAUCGUACUGUUUUUUUUUUUUUUUGUCCCCCCCCCCCUUCUUAAUACCAUUAAAAUAGUUUAUUUUUGUAAAUGAUAUUCCAUAGUAGUGAGGGCUGUUACCCAUCUAGUAAACGGGGGGAUGAGCGGCAGUGGGAGCGAGUAGAUGGAAUGUGAUCCCCCUCACUAACGGGUGACUUACAAAAAUAAAUCGUGAAUGUGGCGGUG